AUCAUUAGUUAGGAACUGCAUUGGACAUUAUCAAAAGUGGUAAAUGAAUACAGCGUCGAAAUAGGUGAUGUGAUUUCUAGUCACCAGAAAUGUAUGAUAAAGUUUUAUUUCAUUUAAUUUUUCGGAUAAAUAUUACCUCAACGUAAUUACUGUAAUCACAAUGGAUACAUUGCGAGCUCUUUUGUUCAUAUUGAGUUGCUGUGGAUAUUGUAAUACUGGUCUCACUCAGAGCUCGUCACUGGAUCCCAGUGGACCAAAUGUUUGUUCAUACAAACGUGCCUUUACAGAGUAUACAUCACGGACUGUAACGUACCUCUCACGAUGUAAACAUCAAUGGAGAGGCAUUGUCUACUGCACCAAGUCCAGACCAGAACUAACGUCGAAGACUAUAUUCAAGUUGGAGCUGGCCUGUUGUGAUGGUUGGCAAAGGGAGGGAAACAGCUGCUCAAAAAAAUGUCCAGAGGGAACUUACGGAACAAAUUGCGAAAAACGUUGUAAAUGCAUUUUGAAUUCAAAUUUCUUUUGCACCCCAAAUAAAGGACAGUGUUUCUGUAAGCCAGGUUGGACAGGGGAAAAGUGUAUGAUACCAUGUGAACCCGGCAAGUUCGGCAUGCAAUGCCGAGAGGACUGUCCUUGCCGAAACGGAGCAGGUUGUAACCCUGUCGAUGGAACAUGUUUCUGCCCGCCGGGAUGGGGUGGGCUGGAUUGCAGUAAACAGUGUCCACAUGGAUGGUAUGGACCCAAUUGUACUGAAAAAUGCUCUUGCGAGGGAGGUCUACUAUGCGACAGACGCAGUGGACGUUGCUGCGAGCGCACGUCCAAGUCCACACAGAAUCGAAUCUGCCCUGGAAAUUGCCCUGGCGCUGGACACCAUACAGCGGGGAAUGAGUGCGAACUGCAAUGUAAGUGCUCAAAUUCGUACACGUGUGAGCCGAUCAAUGGACUUUGUCAGUGUAAGAGUGGCUGGAAACCACCGUAUUGCCGUCAACCAUGCGAUCCUGGAACUUACGGCCUGAGUUGUGCUUAUAAAUGUGGAUGUUCAUUAAACGCCACGUGUGAUCUCCAAACCGGUUCAUGUGACACCCCUGUGACGGAGAGACAUAUUAAUGAGAUUGCCAUAGCAACUGUUGCCCUUAUUGGUUUAGUUAUUCUUGCUCUGUUGUCAUUAAUCGUAUGCAUUUGCUGCAGAAAAAGACGUAAACGGCUCAGUCGUUCGGGCACAACAAAAUGGCAUUGUACAUAUUUCACGGAACAGGCGGAGUUUAGCAAGUUCCCGUAUGAUGAAAACUACGAGAACACUAGUUUCACUUCAAGAACUCUAACCAGGUCUGUGGCGCCCAGCAAAACGUCUGCUCCAUCUCCCACUAUUUCGCAAUCUUCAAUCGAGAGGAAGCUUAGACAGAUGAAAGAAAAUUCUUCAUGCAACAGUGCGCUGGCCCAGCAGUUGAUACAGAAGGCCCAGGCACCGCAUCCACCCCAGCACCAGAUACCUCAAAAACACCAAGUCUCACCACAGUUCCAGGAACAAGUAAAACCCCAGAUACAGCAGGUACUGUAUACCAAACCGCCGUACGCAAGGGUCAGAAAGACGAAAAACAAAGGAAAAUUGGUCGAUGAGGUGGACAAUAAAGAAGUAAGCCUACAGAAUAACGAGCUCGAGGCGUCGUACCGAUCAUACAAACGGCGGCCAUCUUAUGAAAUGUGCCAGAAUGACAGCGAAACGAUAGAAUUUCGCAGACCAACGACUCCAAACAAGUCAGACUCACUAAGAAGUAACUACGAAAACAUCAGAAUGGAUCUCGAUACGUUAUCGAAUGGUAUGGUAAGUGAUACUAGUGAUGCCCCGGAUGUUUCCAGAGGAACAAUUCAAAUGAGCCAAUGUCCGGAUAUACUCAUAAACGGGGGCAUGAAUUUUGGCACCACUUGUGGGCAAAACUCUUUUACCAACGAUGGUGAGAGAAGGCUAAGUAACGGUAGUGAUAACAGUCGAAUUGUAGAUAACCAGAGCACGUAUGAUCGUGUUGACCGAUCAAAGAGGUCGUAUUCAGUUGGUCAAUGUAGUGAUAAUUAUGGUGCUCUGCGAUUUAAUUAUAAACACCAUGAUACUCUACCGGAUAAUCGAUCAUGGAUGAACAAGAGUGACGAUUAUACAACCAAAUCAUCAACAAAUCCACGGAAGAAAGUUCAAGCACCUAAACUACCUAAUAUGUUUCUGUCGAAGAAACCAUUCGAACAAAUGAACGAGCAAGUCUCAGUUUACGAAGCGUUGACGCCAAAAUUAAGUACAGAUCAUCAUGACUAUGAUCGCCUGGUGUAUCCUAACAAACGGCGCGGAAGACGAGCCAGUGAGGAUCUAGUUGCUGCGAGAAAACAACGUCUGAGAUUUCUACAACAGAUGGAUGAAAGAAAAGGCAGAAAAUUUAAUAUUACGCCUAGGAUUAUGAAAGAAAAGUGAAAUCCAAAUAUAUGGACUAUCGAUUAUGAAAACUGCUGAAGAAAGCUACGGUAUCAUUCUUUAUCAAUGCAUCGGAGGGAUAUGACCAUAUUGAGUUACAUACUGUUAGAUAAAGGCAUGAGACCUUCGAAAACUUUUUCAAAAAGUCGAGCUGGCUCAAGGGUUUCAUUAGUCUAGCAAAGUAUUGUACGUAGAAUGACUUAAUGAAUUAUAAUUGUAAUUAAAAAGGGAUAAACAUCCUUGUUAUUGUUUUCCUUGAAAGACCUUCAAUCAUUCGUAAUAGGCCUAUACUGACCACCUAGACUUAGAUAAUUACGUUUAUCCUAGAAAGAUAAACAUAGCAUCCCUAGCUACGGAUGUGUAAAAAAAAUAUUGUAAGAAAGACGAAAUAAUUAUAAGCCUUAUUAUCGUGAACUUUAUGUGGUUCUUCAUGGUAUUUCGUAGAAUCCUGUUGUUAAAGGUUCUCUUCAGUACCACGUAGCCGUAUUACUGUAAUUCGGUGAACAUGCGUAAGUAUUACAGUAUUAAGAAAUUUUGUCAAUAAAGAAAAAGGAUUCUCUAGCAUCUCUCUCCCCGUAUGGAUCAUGAUCCUAUAUUUAACAUGAUUAGUCUGAUGUACAUGACAUAGAGUUGACAAAACGUGGAGGUUAAAUCUGUGAGGCAAGAAGCUAAGCAUGUUUUAGUGAUUAUCAUAAGACACGAACAGGAAGGGAGAUUCUAUAUUAAAUCACAUUCAUAAUUGUAAUCCAUCUGUUAAGUUAGACAUUAGGACUAGGCCUAAUACACUUAGUUAUAAUAUAACCCAGAAGUAUCUCGUUCUCAGAUACAUGUUGCUUCUUUUUUUUUUUUUUAUAGUAGUUGUUGUUGUAGCAAGUUAAUCAUGCGCAACCAAUUAUAAAUCGUGGGCGUUUGAACUCUGAACUCCUAGAUUAACGUGUUUUAUUCCACUUGGGUUGUUGUCUAUAAAUAGGCCUAUUGGAUUUUUUUUUAAUUAUAUUUUUUGAGGUUUUGCUUUAGAAAAACAAUUAAUAACGGAAUAAUCUUAAAAACUGUACACUUUUUUAAGUAGAUCCACAUUCAUAUCUCACAUCUGCGUUCUUUAAAAAGAAUCGAUCAUAUUCGUCAAAGGAAAAAAUCCCAUUAAUUACAUAAUGAACGACUUGGCAUGGAAUAAGUUGACUGAUAGAUGGAAAGAACACCAACUAUACUGUUGCUUACAUUUAAUUGCCUCGGAGGAAUCGCCCCAUCUUACAGUAGCUCUCAGUGUAUUAGAAGUAAAUUACACAACACCUUGGUAGAGCAGAAAGGGAAGCUUGUACAAGGCAAGAGAACAUUUUUAUGCCGUGCAAUUAUAAGGCAUGGAGCGAACUCCCAAAACCAAAUAAGUAUGAAUUUUAAUAAUUUCAACUGACAACUUUUAAAGAUUUUGAUCAAUGUUAUUUAUAUUCGUUUCCACUGCAAAGUAGAUCCUGUUGAAGUAACUAUCAUGACAUUCGCUGUGCUCUAAUCAUUUAAAUAAUGUUUUUAAAUUAUAUAUAUAUAUAGGCCUAUAUAUUUAGGCCUAUAUAAAAUUUCAUUGCAAAUUAACAUACAUGAGAAAAAUGUUCACAUAGGCCAUUCAUAUUGAUGCCAACAACUUUCUUAGUAAAAAAAAUGUAAACAUUAGAAAAAUGAAUUGUUGAUAACUUAUUUGAUCUUUUUAAAUUAGAAAAUUUAAUGUUUUAACCGAAGUUCGAGGGCAUACCAAAUUGUAACAGCGGUUGUCUAUUUAUGAAACUGCACACUCAUAGCUUGUUCAUCCUCUAAAGAGGGCGUACUAUUUCAUACGCUUUAUGUUUCUGUUAUUAAUAUUAACAAAAUUAAUAAAAUUAGAUAAUAUUUUUAGUUAACACUUACUUACUGACUGUUUCAGUUUCUAUCAAUAAAUUUUAUAUAUUAUUUAUAUAUAAACUCAUUGCACACAUAUAUUUGCAUACUGUAUUUUUCAUCAAGAACGCUCUUCUAAAGGUUUUAUUUUAUUUGUGUUUUAAUUAAUGCAAUUAUUACAUUUUUACGACCAUUAUUGUUUUUUUAAUUUGGCAGUUAUACAUAAUACCGAGUGUUACUCUGUAUAUUACAAGUAUGUGCUAUUAUAUUUCAACUGCACAUCCAACAGCAAGUAUUUAUGGCGCUCUUCAAACAAACUUUCAGUAUAAUGCUUAUGCUAUAAAUUUGGUUUAGCCAUGAGAAAAAUCAUCUUGGGAUUUUACAAGACUUAACCCCAGGACCGUAAGAUGAUCCCCAGCCUACAUCUUUGUCAAUAAUGUAGAUGAUACUCAUCAUGUCUUCGAUUUCUCCUGGUCUCCUAACAAAAUUUUUGAACUGAAAUUUUACUCUGUUUGCUCGCCUUCCUCUACCAUCAUACAACCUGCCAUAAAUUGUUAGAAAUUAUUUGUGUCAUUAAUUUUGUAUAAUGUAUUGGUGGCGAAUCUAGGGGUGUGCGCACACCCCUCCAAAAAAAAAAGUUCGAAGCAAAAAAAGUCACGCUAAAGUAAUUAAAUAUCACCUAUAUUUGUGGGCUAGCGCCCCUCACGUAUUCAUAGAGCCUCCGACUUCAUCUCCCCCAUCACCCCUA
This is a messenger RNA of Anneissia japonica, 5069 nucleotides long. RefSeq lists its product as uncharacterized. Lineage: Eukaryota; Metazoa; Echinodermata; Crinoidea; Comatulida; Comatulidae. The transcript is spliced from 7 exons. Bases 161 to 2455 code for a protein of 764 amino acids. The record is from RefSeq and is a predicted model, not a curated record. Gene Ontology annotation, molecular function: scavenger receptor activity.